Molecule: messenger RNA, 840 nt
Organism: Acanthamoeba castellanii str. Neff
Lineage: Eukaryota; Discosea; Longamoebia; Acanthamoebidae
Exons: 2
Coding region: 1-840 (279 amino acids)
Source: RefSeq, a predicted model, not a curated record
AUGCAGCACCAGCAGCACCAACUCGACAACAAGGAGAACAUCAUGCUCUACACGAACGACCUGUGCCGCCUGGCGUCGAAGGCUCGCCUGCGCGGCCUCCACAAGGACGAUAUCGCUCGGCUCCAGGCGGACAUCGAGGCCAUCAAGCAUCUCGCCACCGGGACCAUUUCAACUUCCUGCCCGCCGCCGUCGUCGCCCUUGUCUUCCUUCAGCACCUCGGCGUCGCAGCCUGCAUCGCCCUGGGCCUGCUCCACCCUGUCGUCUCCUUCACCAUCUCCACCGGCCAGCAGCACGAGCGGCUUCCUGUCCUCUACGCUCUCGGCCCUGUCGACCAACGUCACACUUCCCCUCGAGCACCAGGGUUGCGCUGUAGCCGACCUGCACAAGGUCGUAGGCGAGGGGCCGAAGCGCAGGAACCGAGGCAAGAACCUGCCCAAGGACAUCAAGCGUGCGUGCGCCAUCUGCAAGGCCGAGAAGACCAGCCAGUGGCGCUCUGGCGCUGACGGCCGCCCCACCAUGAAGCAGCACCGCCAGUACCUCGCCCGCCAGCAGCUUGACUCCUCUGCUGGUCCCUUGGAAGUGGCCUCCACCAGCGAGGCAGUCGUGGAUUCGCAGCAGCGCGGUGGUUCUAUCGGCGGCAACGGCGAACUGUUGGCACGCCUCCGCGAGCUGCAGGCGCGGUACCAGGACCAACACGAGCAGCAGCAACAUCACCUAAGCAAGGUCGACUCGUCUGACACCAUCGACGGAAGCGACGACGUAUUCGACCCGGCCUCGCCUUCGUCGUGUUCGGUAGACGUCAUGCCACGGCGCUCGAGCAUCUACUCACUGCUCAACUGA